Messenger RNA from Rubroshorea leprosula, 1281 nucleotides. The record is from the annotation of a GenBank genome assembly. NCBI's taxonomy places the organism in Eukaryota, Viridiplantae, Streptophyta, Magnoliopsida, Malvales, Dipterocarpaceae.
AAUCUUCUUAAGGUUUUUGGUUGUGCAUUUUUUGUUCUUCUUCCACCUCAUGAACAUAACAAGUUAGAGCCUAGAGAUCGAUUAUGUUGUUUUUUGGGUUAUGAGAUUACAUAAAAAGGAUAUAGUUGUUGGGAUCCUAUGUCACAAAAACUCCGAGUUUCAUGUCAUGUUGGUUUUUGGGAACACACUAUGUUCUCAUCAUUGUCAAACUUCAAGGUGUCAUCCUUUCAUCAACCUCCAUUUUUUACUAAUCCUUCUAUUAAGCUAUUUCCUAGUAAUUCUAAUGUAGGUACAUCUGAUGAACUCUACAAUGCCUCACCACAUGCUCCAACUAGUUCUGUAGAAAAUGAUCUGCCUGCUGGUAAUGCAUUAGAUAAUUUUGAACCUUUUUCUACUUCCUUAUCUGUAUCACCUGUUGAUGUUGCAUCUAAGCUUGUUGUCCCAUCCUUGAGUCAUCCUACUCGAGUAAGAAACCCUCCCAGCCACCUUCGUGAUCAUCAUUGUUUUCCUGCUAUUACUUCUUUACAUGAGCCUCAAUCUUAUCAAGAGGCCUCUUCUAACCCUCUUUGGCAACAAACUAUGCAAGAUGAAUUACAGGCUCUUGAGAACACUCGUACAUGGGAUUUAGUUGAUCUCCCUGUUGAAGAGUCUUUGAUAGGUUGUAAAUGGGUGUACAAGAUCAAAACAAGAUUUCAUGGUUCUGUGGAGCGCUAUAAGGCACGCUUGGUUGCCAAGUGUUUUACACAGGAGUAUGGAAUAGACUAUAAGGAAACAUUUGCUCCAGUUGCUUGUCUCACAUAUGUGCACAGUUUGCUUGCUAUUGUUGCUAUAUGGAGAUAGAAAUUGUUUCAAAUGGAUAUGACAAAUGCUUUUCUUAAUGGUGACCUAGAAGAAGAAGUUUAUAUGAAACUACCUCUUGGGCUCAACCGUCCUCCAAACAAGGUAUGUCGAUUGCGACGUGCAUUAUACGGGUUGAAACAAUCCCCUUGAGUCUGGUAUGCCAAGUUUAGUGCUACUGUGAGUGAGUUUGGUUUUACUUCCAGUCUACAUGAUACAGCUUUGUUCAUUCGUAAGACUGAUCGGGGUAUAAUUCUUUUACUUUUUUAUGUUGACGACAUGAUUAUUACUAGAGAUGAUGUCGCAGGUGUUGAGGAGCUAAAACAAUCUCUCAGUCAGAACUUUGAGAUGAAAGAUCUUGGUGUUUUGAGCUAUUUCCUUGGGUUGAAGUUACCUCUUCAAAUGAUGGCUACCUACUUUCUCAAGUAAAGUAUGCAUCUUAUC